Messenger RNA from Lagopus muta (rock ptarmigan), 7784 nucleotides. RefSeq names its product extracellular leucine rich repeat and fibronectin type III domain containing 1 (gene ELFN1). Bases 786 to 3191 code for a protein of 801 amino acids. The record is from RefSeq and is a predicted model, not a curated record. Gene Ontology annotation, molecular function: protein binding. The transcript has 4 exons. NCBI's taxonomy places the organism in Eukaryota, Metazoa, Chordata, Aves, Galliformes, Phasianidae. Gene Ontology annotation, cellular component: plasma membrane.
UCCCGCUCCCGGCCCGCCCGCCUGGAGGGGCGCGGGGAGCCGCAGCCGCGGGUGCGCCCGCCGCCCCUCACCGCACCUUGGGGACGUGCGCGUCGCCGACCGCCGCCGGAGCAGCUCCAACCAUGAUCAGUGCAUAAAUCUACCUUCAACGCAGGAUGCUGGAGAGGUACCAAGGGAGAGCAGCGUGUUCCUGGCUGCAUGGUGAGGAGGGAAGGAUGCACACACAGCUCCAACACCAGUGCUGACCGUCCUGCAGGACCCCCAAUGCUGUGCCCACUGUGCCCCGCAGCCCCCACAGACACCAACUAGCAGACCUUCAUGACUUCAGCAGGAGCCAGCAGCAACACACAGGCACAAAGGUGAACUGAGGAACCAAGCAAGGACAGCCAGCCCCACGGAGGCACGCAGAGAUGGGGACCAGCAUCACGAUGGGCAGCAGAAAGAGAACAAGGAGACAUACUAUAAAAAAUGAGAGGAAGGCUUGUCUCUGAGCCAAAGAUACUCCUCGGCACGGGCAUCCAAAUUCAUGACUCCCUCCCCGAGAUGCCAGAGACCUGGUGAUGCAGGACCAACCUCAGCCACUCAGGCCUUGAGAGCAGCCCCCGGCUGGUGGCUGCCGAGCCCCUUGGGCACCAAGGUCCACAUUCACCACGGACACUUCCCCCCGCAGCUCCAAGCCAUGAGGAGAAGAGAGAGAAGAACGAAGCUGCCGAAGGAGCUCUAACCCACGUCUUCCCGGCCCCUGCCUCUCCCCCUGCUUCCAGCAGACCAGAAACCCCUUCUCCAUGCCACCCUUCCAGAUGGCAGGUCGCCGGUGGGCUGCGACGUCAGCCUUCUGCAUGUGCGUGGCAGCCGUCUCUCUCCUGCACACUGGUGGGGUGCGGGCAGACUGCUGGCUCAUCGAGGGGGACAAGGGUUUUGUCUGGCUGGCCAUCUGCAGCCAAAACCAGCCCCCCUACGAGUCCAUCCCCCAGCAAAUCAACAGCACCAUCGUGGACUUGCGGCUGAAUGACAACAAGAUCAAGAGCGUGCAGUACGCCUCGCUCAGCCGCUUUGGCAACCUGACAUACCUCAACCUGACGAAGAACGAGAUCUCCUACAUCGAGGACGGUGCCUUUUCAGGACAGUUCAACCUCCAGGUGCUGCAGCUGGGUUACAACCGCCUGAGGAACCUCACCGAGGGCAUCCUCCGGGGCCUGGGGAAGUUGGAGUACCUCUAUCUCCAGGCCAACCUCAUCGAGUCUGUCACCCCCAAUGCCUUCUGGGAGUGUCCCAACAUAGUGAACAUUGACCUGUCCAUGAACAGGAUCCAGAGACUUGACAGCAACACUUUUAGGGGCUUAAACAAGCUCUCUGUCUGUGAACUCUACAGCAACCCCUUCUACUGCUCCUGCGAGCUCCUUGGCUUCCUGCAAUGGCUGGAGGCCUUCACCAACAUGACACGCACGUACGACCGGAUGCAGUGCGACUCCCCACCAGACUACACGGGCUACUACUUGUUAGGUCAAGGCCGGACUGGCUACCGCAAUGCUCUGAGCAUGCUCUCUUCCCUUUGCACCGGUGGUUCCUACACUGUGAUCCCUCGUUUUAUCCCUCCCCGCUACCAAGUGACCACAGUGCCCUCCGAAAGCCCGUGCUCUGAGGAGGAGUGCUCCUCUGGUGAUGGCACCACCCCACAGUUCUCCCUCUUCACGCCCAUCGGUGAGACAGAGGUGCGGCCAAACAUCCAGGUGAAGCACCUCAACCACAACUCGGCCGUCCUCACCGUGCAGAUCCCCUACCCCUUCAGCAAGAUGUAUAUCCUCUCCCAGUUUGAAAACGGCUUCUCCUCCAUGAUCACCAAGCUCAGGAAGAAGGAGGAGAACAUCACCGUGAGCAACCUAGUAGCACAAAGAGAUUACACCUACUGUGUGGUCUCCGUCCACCAAUACUCCAAGUACAACCACACCUGUGUCACCAUCACGCCCACCAGACCCAACCGCAAGGAGCCGGUGCCCACUCCUUCCACUGCCACUCAUUACAUCAUGACAAUCCUGGGCUGUCUCUUUGGCAUGGUGAUCGUCCUGGGCGUUGUCUAUUACUGUCUCCGAAAGAGACGCCAGCAGGAGGAGAAGCACAAAAAGGCUGCCAGCGGCAUGAAGAAGACCAUUAUUGAGCUGAAAUACGGGCCAGAAAUGGAGACCACCAGCAUCACCCAGCUGUCCCAGGGACAGAUGCUGGGUGGGGAGACUGUGACCCGCAUCCCCUACCUGCCUUCUGCUGGUGAGGUUGAGCAGUACAAGCUCAUUGACAGCAGUGAGACCCCCAAGGCCACCAAGGGCAACUACAUGGAGGUGAGGACGGGGGAGCAGCCUGAGAGGAGAGACUGCGAGCUGUCCCUGGCACCAGACACCCAGAGCUCCGUGGCUGAGAUCUCCACCAUUGCCAAGGAGGUGGACAAGGUGAACCAGAUAAUCAACAAUUGCAUCGAUGCCUUGAAAUCUGAGUCCACCUCCUUCCAAGGGGUGAAAUCGGGGGCAGUCUCCACAGUGGAGCCUCAGCUGGUGCUUUUAUCAGAGCAGAUCCCCAGCAAGCACGGAUUCCUCUCCCCCGUCUACAAGGAAAGCUACAACCACCCCCUCCAGCGACACCACAGCAUGGAGGCAGCCCCCAAACGCUCCAGCACUUCUUCCAGUGGCUCCAUACGGAGCCCCAGGUCGUACCGCUCCGAGGGAUCGGGCCACAAAUCAGAAGCCAAAUACAUCGAGAAGACGUCCCCCACCACCGACACCAUCCUCACUGUGACACCGGCUGCGGCCAUCCUGCGGGCAGAGGCGGAGAAGAUCCGGCAGUACAGCGAACACCGGCACUCGUACCCCGGCUCGCACCAAGGGGAGCAGCACGACAGCAUGGCGGGGCGAAAGCCUUCCAUCCUGGAGCCUCUGACCCGGCCUCGUCCCAGAGACCUGGCCUAUUCCCAGCUCUCGCCGCAAUACCACAACCUGAGCUACACCUCCAGCCCAGAGUACACCUGCAAACCAUCGCACAGCAUCUGGGAACGCUUCAAACUCAACCGCAAGCGGCACAAAGACGAGGAGGAAUAUAUGGCAGCCGGCCAUGCCCUGCGCAAAAAGGUCCAGUUUGCCAAAGACGAGGAUCUUCACGACAUCUUAGACUACUGGAAGGGCGUCUCCGCCCAGCAAAAGUCCUGAGUCCUCACACAACUCGUGACUUAAAGUAACUGGACCAAAAGAAAUCCGCAGCAGCUAUUUUUAUUCAGACUGUCUUUGAAACAAACAAAAAUAACGAUCAUAAAUCCAUAAAAAUAGAGAAUUAUGAAAAAUCUAUAAAUAUUCUAUAUAAUAUAUAAAGCGAGAUAUUCAAAUGCCCUCACGUUGGUGAGACACACACCAAAUUUGAACACAAACUUUACAAAACAAACUGUGGAGUGAAAAAAAAAAAAAAAGUUUUGUUUCAUUCUGAUUUUUAAAAAAAAGAAAAAAAGAAAAAAAAGAAAAAAAAAAAGAAAAAAAGAAAAAAUCAAAUAUGAAAAGAAAAAGAAGGAGCGGGCAGAGAGCGGAGGUCUGGAGUUCCCCAGUACUGCAUUGCAUGAGUCCCUAUUCCGUGAUUUUGUGGAUUCUUUGUGAACAGUUUGUGUUCUUUCUUCCUACCCUUCCAAAAAUCAACAGCAACAAAAACAGCAACAAAAACCAAAAAGAGACCAGAAGGAGAUCCGUCCUUUGGGCUGUUUUUGCAAACGGAGUCUUCCAGUUUAGACUUUCACCCGCUUGAAGGCCCGUUCACAUUUUCACUCACUGAGAGGUUUUACCACACAUUGCAUUGUAAACCGAAGUCGUUAAUUGUACAGAGAAAAUUUCUAUAUUUGCAAUGUUUGCUGUAUAAUGAGAAAGAGAGAGGAGAAAAAAAAAAACAAUACUACAUCUACUAAAAAAAAAAUAUAUAUAUCUAUAUUCACAUGUUUGUACCAGGUUUUAAUCAUGGAUUUUAGAGAAAGAGAUGGAGUUUGGAUUGAAGGACUUUUUUUGUUGGUUGGUUGGUGAUUGGUUCGUUGGUUGGUUGAUGGAGGAGAUAUUUGGGUGGGGGGAGGGAUUAUUUGGGUUUCUCUGUGGUUUUGGUUUCUCCCAACUACUGUCUGUGUCCAAGUUCUGAUCACUUUCAAUUGCAUGUACCCAAGAAAAGCAAACCAGCCGUGCCAUCCCAGGUGGGACACUGUCACCGCUGGGAAUGGUGGGAACAGGAAAGGGGAUGAGAAGGGAAAGGCUCUUUGUUGAGCAGGUGCCAACAAGACAUGGGGUUUCUCCUGAAAAUCAGAAGAUAUCAGUAAUCUUUUCUCACAGUAUAGGGAAGUGGUGCAGAAAUCCUCCUGCUGCUGUCCAGAGGAGGACAGCAUUGAGGAGUGGUUUUGCCAAUGGAGAAGAUGUGAAGCAUUUACAGAUUCUCCAGAUCGAAAACGACAACAGUGGGCCUGGGGGCCCUGCAUCGCUCUCUUGAGACUGCCAGCACCCAACGCACAGGGAUUUCCCCACAGAUAACCCCAACUUACAGCAGCAUUGGGCAGAGAGCACAGCACCUCCUGCCUGCAGCCCUGGCAUUGCCCACAGGCCAGCUGGGCUCCCACUGCUGUGAGUGGCUUUGGAGAUGGGCACCCUGGGGUCUCCAAGGCUGGAGAGAGGAGGACGGUGCUCCAGGUCCUGUGUCCACCCAAGCAGCUGCAUCCCCUUCAACCACUGCUGUACAAUGCCUGUCUGAGCCUCAACAGCAUUUUGCCCCAUCUCUAAAAUGCACAUUGACAAUGCCCUACUCACUCGGUGUGGUGGAAGGAGGGAGGCAUUCACACCAUGAUGCAGAGGGACACUGCUUUGCCCUGAAUGGCUCCAGCUGCGUGGCAAAACCCCAUGCCUCAUCCCACAGCUGAUGCAGAGAGGGGCCAGAUUAGGACCAGGGAGCACUUUGCUCCCCCCAGUGAGCGCAUGGGAUCCCAGCAAAGAAGCCCAGCAAGGUGACAAACAUCCCAAACACAGCCCUUCAGAGCUCUGCUGCUUCCUGGGGCCUUUCCAUUGCAUCCUGCUCACAAGUCUCUUUGGAUGGAAUUCCUUAGUCCUGACAAACGAGCACUAGGGCCCAGCAGCAAACUACAUCCCAUCCUGUUAUUUCAAUAUUUCAAAGUGAUUUUGACAGGUAUUCUUGCAAAAGGUUAUGUUUGUUCAGAAAUGAGCUGAGCUGGGAAGACACGGAGCAGGCUGGGAAGCGCGCGAGUUCGUUCCCCAUGGUUAUUUGUGUAGACAACAACCCAUUAGCCGGGUUUCAUAAUAAAAAGCAGGCAAUUUCUCCAGGAAUACAUUCACUCUGACACAUUUCUCCUCCUCCUCCAGGUGCAUGACAUCCUCCCCACAGCGUGCAGUCUGUGAGCAGGAUGUGGAAAGGAGCUGAGCAUCACCCCUCCAUUGUCCCAUGAUGCCACAAGUCAGUCCCCAAAUCCCAGCUGUGCCAAAGCAAAACCUGCAGCCUCAAACAGCUUCCUUUGGAAGCCCUCAGUGCCUCCUGGAGGAGCAGGAGGUCGGCAAGAAAGGGUCCUGUACACAGUGGCAGGGUUCCCUGUACCCAGGGGAGUCAUUUUGCCCCUCUCUGCCUCUAUUUUCUCCUCUGCUCACUUUCUUGUGGUGCUGAGGGCACAGGCUGGUGGGGGAGGCUCAAUUAAUUAAUUGCCUGUCUGUGAAGCCUGUUUAGCUCCUAGAAUAAAAGCUGUUAUAGGAAAGCAAAGUUGUUAAUGGCAUAAAACAGCAGGGGCAGAUGAAAUCAAAGCCCAAUUCUGUUUUCACACCAGGAUUUCUCUGGUCACAAACCAACAGAGACCGAUGCGGGAUAUGUGAUACAGCAGCACCGGCCUUUCAAAAUUAAACACUUCCCAGAUGCAAACUGCAGCUAGAGAAAAAGAGGAUUAGAAAAUAUCCACGUUAUUCUGGCUCUGAGGGGAAGUACCUCCAUAUGCAGAGCCCUCUGCAGUGGAGUAUGCCGUGGAGCUUAGGGGGCCCCUCAAGUGAGGGAUGCAGUGGCCAUGCUGCAGAGCACACUCCAGUCUUAUGCCUCCAUGACACAGUACAGCCUUGGCAGCCCCAGUCUGCAUCCCUCAGAGGCCGAGGGAUGAACUGAAAUAAGCCAGGCAAGAAAUGAGAAGCAGUCCAACUACACCCAAAGCCACUGUCCUAUGCAGGAACUGACUUGGGUUCUGCAGGAUGGGGCCUGGGAAGCUCUGUUUAUGGCAUUCCUCAUUCCCCAGAGGCAUAUACUUUACAGAUUGCUCUGAAAGCACAGGGAAAAUGUCACCACCUGCAGAUGUUGGGUGCUUUUCUUGUUUUGCCUUCUGUUCAACCGCUGUAGCUCUCCAGCUGCUUCUACAGAUGACGCCCUGCUUGGCCAAGGCACUGCCCCAGUGCCAUCCAAAGAAACUGGAGGGCUCCUCGCCAAGCAGAAAGGAGAAGCACAAUGUCAGAGUGCAGAGGAAGGGAGGCCAAGGGAAAGCCUUCUCUGUCCUUGGGGGAGCAGAGAGCUGGCAGCCGGCACAGAACACGAUCACACUGCUGGUGACAGCACCAAGGGCACAAAGGUCUCCAUCCCAACCUCUGUCAGCCUGGGCUCUGCCAAGGCAGAGAGCAAAGGGAAGGGACAGAAAGGGAGGCAGAGGGCUGACGGACAGCGAGAGGCGAUCCAGGCAGGAGCAGCUAUGCAGGUGGCAGCCCUGGAGAGGCCAACCAUGGCAUGGAGCAGAGCUGCAUGGAGAGGGGUUUUGUGAGAGCAAGCUGUUGCUUCCCUGCGGCGAUGAGACAGAGAAAAGGAGCCGAGAGAUCUGUUGCCUCUUCUGUUCUGAGUCACUCCUAGAAAUCUCCUCUCUGGCCAGAGCUCACAGUUCCACCACCACUUCCCAGGGUUUCUGCUUCCCCAAAGCUCUUCUGGUGCCCACACGUCCCUGCUCUCUGCUCCUUGCUGUCACACUUCAGUUCCCAUCCUAUUGCCUCCUCUCAGCCCACCCUAUACCUACAGCCAUCAUAUGGAACUCCCUCUCCACAAGGGCUUUGCUGCUCCCUGUAGGACAAUGCUGACAGCCCCAGGGCCAUAAACAAAUGUACGCUGCAGAUGCCUUUUCCAUGUCCACAAAAUUGUUGUGAAUGGGUCCUGUCUAGAGAUAAAAGUGUUCCUUAUGGGAGCUGGCACUGCUGCCAGCCAAUGCCCCAAGGCCCAGAAGGCAGUAAAGCUGCCUUCACCUUGGCUUGAAGCACUUGGGCUUUACUUGGAUUAACUCAUGUCCCUCUUUUUCACGUCUCCUUUGUAUCAUUGUGCUCUUGGCCAGACCACUACCAGAAGGUUGGUAGGAGUUACCCAGAUGUUACCUUGAGAGCUUUGCAGCAGCCACACGGUGUCCUCCAUGGGUUCAUCAGAAAGCAGGAGACCCUCAGCCCUGCAUAGAGCCUGGUUCACUGACCCCUGGGCACUGCAAAUGUAGAGCUUCAUCACACCAGUGAUUUUAUCAGGAAUUGAAUUCAUUCACUGCAAAUAAGUCCAGGAAAAGCAGCCGCGCUCAUUCCCACUUCUCACCAGCACUUAACAAAGCGGAACUGUCUGAUCCAGAGUCCAGUUUUCUGGACACAGUUUCCUCUGUGCAAGAAGGAGACACAGAAGUAUUGGAAUGGGCAUUUUCACCACCAAGUAGGAUGCCAGUUUUCUCUUGUUUUCUACCCUUAGUUUUGGCACGAAUCAGACAGCAAAGAGCCCAUUUCCCACCCUCUGCA